CAGGCGGUGGAUUAUUGACAUUUGAAAAGAAAAAGCGCCAACUCUGCGAAGUUUUUGCCCAAAAGUGCAUUUUUAUAUUAUUCUUUACCUUUUAAUAGAAGUUUUAGCAUCAAACAACUAUACUGUAUUUCAGCAAAAAUGACGUCAUCACCUAAAUUCAAGAAUUUAGGUUGUAAGCCUAAACAAUCUCCAAUAGAGUUAAAAGAAAAAAUGAGAAAGAAUUACAAAAACAAAAUUCAGAACUGCCGUGGUAUGUUGAUGGAUAAACUGCGAGGCUCAUUAUUGGAAAAAGAUUUAUGCAAUACUUUAACUGACAUAUACAAAAGUUUAUACAAUGGUGCUGGUGAAAUUGAUGAUGAAGAAUAUGAACUCAUGGAGGAACUUAAAAAUGAGCUAGUACAGGAAGAACUGGAGUGGUGUAUCAAAGAGUAUGAAAGAAGUCAAAUGGAAAAUAUUGAUUGGUCCUCAGUUGAAGAAGACAACAAUGUAAUUUGUCCAAUAUGCCAGAAAAUAAAUGUUCAAAUUAGAAAUGGUCAUCUUAACUGCUCUCAGUGCAAAAUUGCAAUUAAAACACAAAAGCCACUUACAGAAAUUAAAAAGACUCUUUUAAGUUCAGUAGAUACUCAUAAUGCUAUGUGCAAUAGUAAUGCACAAUUUGGAAUAGUGGCAGAAGAAAAUGAAAGUCAUGUUUACCUUAUUUGUGAUAGUUGUAUGGAAAUGAAAUUAAUAGUUUAAUAUCCUAAACAUAUUUGUUAACACAUUUGGGUUUGUUAAGCUGGUAUUUCCAAAUAUUAAUGUUUUAACAAAUAUUGGUGAACUCUGUUGUUACUAGAAUAAGUGGUUGUGACAAAUUCUUGUAUUGUAGAAGGUUUCUUUAGAUUUUUCUCUUAUUUUCUCUAAUAAAUUGUUAUUUAAUUGUUUGAUGACACUGUGAAUAAGUGGUGUUUUGCUCUAAUUAUUCAAAUCAUAACACAUAAUUCAAAGAAUAGACCAGUCAAUAUUCGCUUCAGCAUGUAUAACACACCCAAUUUCAGUCAAUGCAUGGUUUAGAAAAACAUUUUUAUAAAUAAAAAUGGUGUAGUUAAAAAGUCCACUUGUUACAAUUUGCAUAUAUGAAGGAAACAAGUAUUUUUAUAUGCGUAGAUGUAAGGACAACUAAUAAAUCUCUUUUAUAAAUCUGUACACACAAAACUUGUUAUUGUUUUGAUUGAAGAAAUUACAAUCAUUUUGUCGUUUUCUUGACCCUUUAAGGUAGUGUAGAAGCUUUUUUUGUUAGCAAUUGUAAUUGAUUGUAGAAUAUAACAUUAUAGAGUAGAAUUUAUUAGUUUCAUGGCGCAUUUCACCAUUUGCACCGCGAAUUAGUAGUGUUGUUAAUAUAUCUGUGAUUGUAUUUUUAUAAGAACCCUUUUUUGUUAUGUUGACAUUGCAAGAACAUUGUAUGAAACAUGUCGAGAAUGGAAUUUAAUUGUAGACCAUAAGGCAUUAGUAGCUUUGUUAAAAACCAUAAAAAUAUUUUUAGUUUAGUGUUAAGAGCGCUAUUACAAAAUCGAAUCGCUCAGGUUUAGGUAAAUUAGACGAUAGCCGGCAGCACUUGCGCGCGUGUGCGUCUAGUGAAAUACGCAACGCACACCUGCGGACCGGAACGCGGCACAAACAAACUUGAGACUUUGGCACUUUUUUUCCGAAAUAGUUUAUUGGUUUUAUAGUUUAUGAAAUAUUAUUUGUACUGAUGAAUUUUAUAACCUAGAAUAGCUCGAUUGAGUUACAAUAAACAAAUAAUCGUUUACAAUUUUUAAAUUAUUUAAUCGACAACCAAACUUUUCACCAUGUUUAUCAAUUAGGUAUAAGUAAUUGAUUUAUAAAAAAACUAAAAUCUAUAAUUCGUCUUCCAUGUAUUGCAUCUUCAUUUUCCUGCAACAAUAAAAACUAGGAAUGUAAAUAGUUUAUUAAAACAAAUAUGUCUGUCGCCAGUGACAAAAAAUACUUCUCAUAUUAUUUGUACUUGUAUCCGAUUGAGUCUGAUAAUCUGAAUUAAAUAUGUUUUCAUUAUCCUGCAAGAAUCAAAGAUAUCCAAUAAUAUUAUUAUGCAACAGCGAAACUAACGACGAUGACAUUUACGUACAUAUUUCUAUAUAACCAACAUCAAAAAAAGAGAACCCAAUCUAUAACAUUUUCGCAUUAGAAUAUCAUGGGCUAAUACUUAUGUAUAUUACAUUUGAAUCAGAUCAUUAUAACUAAUAAAUAAAUUAAAAACUCACUAGUAUCAAAACGUGUUAGAUGCGUAGGUUGCACUAAAUUAUUCGAACUCCGGCGAGUUUACGCGGCGCAACAACGAGCGAUACGUCCCUCCUCGGUAAGCGCUUGGCGCUGACUAAAGUUGAACGCCGCGCGUCACAAGAUUUAUAUUGAUUCUUUGCAUUGCAAACAAAAAUUAUUUUAAAAUAUUGUUUUACUUUUAAACAGACCAAUUUUUUUUUUCAAGCUUUAUAACAAUACCACCUUAAUUAUUAAAGGUUUUUUAUUUGAAUUUGGAUUAUACUUUCAUAGAUAAAAAAUAUAGUUUUGUACGGAAAAUUGUCAGUAACUCUCAGUUUUAUAGAAUUAUUUACUAUAUGAAUUACUGUAUGAAUUGUAAUAAAGUGGUGUAAGCAAGCACAAGUACAAGAUAUAGUUGUAUCUUGAACAUUUUUAUAAAUGGUUAAAUUGCUAUAUCCUCGGAGUACUGAAGCAUCAAAAGAUCCCCAAAAGCAACAUUUUAUGAAACAUCCUUUGCAGAGACAAAGAUUUUACUGAUGUACGUGGACAAAUUAAAAUAUUUAUUGAAAACAGCCCCAAGAUCAAUGAUCAAACUUUCUUAAUCUUAUUUUUGUUUUUUUUUUUGUGACUAUAUCCAAAGCAUAAUGACGCAUCAAAACUCGUAUAAAACUCGAAAAUUUGUGAUAGCCCUCUUAAUAUUUUUUUGAUAAGUAUUAUCAGUUUGUCAUAGAGUAUUCCUUAAAAGCAAUUGUUUUUGAUUAUAUUUUCUGAAAUACAAUUUAUUAUUCUUUCAUUAAUUUUCUCUUAUGUUGAGGUUGCCUAACAGUAAAUGGUAAAAAAAAACUACUGGUUACAAAAUAAAAAAUGACAUUUUAAUCAAUUCAUGAAGCAUGGUAACAAGGUAUAUUGUAAAUUAUUAUUUUGUCAUAUCGGGGUUAGAACAUUUUUAUUACAUGUGAUUAAUUCCUACCAAAAGAUUAGACUAAACGGUAACUUGUAUAAAAUGUACAUUAAUUAUAAUAUGUAAUAUAAAACAGUACCAUCA
Messenger RNA from Helicoverpa armigera (cotton bollworm), 3301 nucleotides. Its product is annotated as RPA-interacting protein. The coding region runs from base 139 to 735 and encodes 198 amino acids. The transcript is spliced from 3 exons. Lineage: Eukaryota; Metazoa; Arthropoda; Insecta; Lepidoptera; Noctuidae. Gene Ontology annotation, cellular component: nucleus. Gene Ontology annotation, biological process: protein import into nucleus. The record is from RefSeq and is a predicted model, not a curated record.